AUGUCAUUUUUCUCGAAGCGCCCAAAGCUUAGUAGGUACCAGACCCAGACGGAAAUAGGUCAAUUCAAACAAGUCAGAGUUCCAGGGGCUGUGGCUGACAUGGCAAGUGUCAUUACGGGUUCUCGAGAAGUGUCGACGAGGAGUAAUGACAAUUCUCCCUCCGCCCAGGGACACUCGCCGGGGGAGAUGAUUCAAAACGAGUGA
Coprinopsis cinerea okayama7#130 is the source of this 204-nucleotide messenger RNA. RefSeq lists its product as hypothetical. The transcript has 3 exons. NCBI's taxonomy places the organism in Eukaryota, Fungi, Basidiomycota, Agaricomycetes, Agaricales, Psathyrellaceae. Bases 1 to 204 code for a protein of 67 amino acids. The record is from RefSeq and is a predicted model, not a curated record.